AAUUGCAGAUGAUCAGAUCAAGUUAAAUCAAUAUAGAUGGUCAAAAUCGUAUUUCUUAAUAACGGGGAUUAUGGCAAACUAUUUUAACUCAUUAUUUUUAUACGCUUACUAAGUGACUCCUGUAUCGUGUAUUUGCUCAGGCCAUACCCGGCCAUACUUAACGGGCUAGUUUGAAACGAAUAAGGCAAAUGUUUUGAUUCAGUUCAGUAGAACUUAGAAGAUACAGGACAGAUGCUAUUCAUUUUAGUCUUUAAUAGGAUAUCAUAUUUAUUGAUUUUAAAAUACAGAGUUAUAUUAUAGGAUAUAGCAAUAUCGCUUGAGAUGAAGGUCUUGAUGUUGUUGAAUAUUGCCAAAGACUGCAGUGAUAUGAACAGACAUUUGUGAUAUGACAUUUAUGAGAAAGACAGGAAAGUCUUCACAUCUUACUAGCCCUCCCUCUGCAAAGGUGUUUGAGCGACUGCAGCAAAUAGGAUGGUGGUAGAGGUGGAGAGUUUCUAUGGCGUGUAUAUGCUGUACUGUACUAACCCGAAAUUUAAGGGUCGAAUAUAUAUUGGCUUCACUGUGAACCCAGAGCGCCGUAUAGGUCAACACAAUGCUGGACGGCACCGAGGAGGAGCCAAGAGAACAAGUGGCAGAGGACCAUGGGAGAUGGUUCUUAUCAUUCAUGGCUUUCCAUCUGAUAUUGCAGCUCUUCGGUUUGAGUGGGCUUGGCAACAUCCACACAUUUCUCGCCGACUGUCCCAUGUUGCCCGGCGCAGCCGUAAAGAGUCCAGUUUGCAAUUCCAUUGGCGUGUAGUGUCAAACAUGCUGCGAGUGGCCCCGUGGAGUCGACUUCCCCUCACUGUGCGCUGGUUAAAGCAGGAGUACCGAAUGGACUUUUCUCCGGAACUGCAGCCUCCUCUACACAUUCCUCUAACAUUUGGCUGUGUUCGCGCUAAGACGAAACCCCAGCAGGAGUUUCAACAAGAUGAGAGACAGGUGGAGCGGUGUGUGUUCUGUGGGGUGUUUGUUAAGGCUAUGGAUAGACUAUCUUGUUUCCACCCUUCCUGUCAAAUGGUUAGUCAUCUGAUUUGCUUGGCUAAACACUUUCUGAAAGCAGACCCUUCCCACCUACUUCCUGUGGAGGGAAAGUGUCCUGGCUGUCAUCACUCGGUGCUGUGGGGGAGUUUGAUACGCCAUAAAAAUGGCUGUUAUGGAGAUUUGGAAGAAAUUUCCUCAUCCUCAUCUCAGAGUCAUUGGACAGAUGAACUACAGUUGUGAAGGCCGUGUCAUGCUGUUUCUGUUUUAAGAAGUAUUCAUUGGAUUGCAGUGUCUGACCUGACAGACUGACCGCUCAUUAAGACCAAGGCCUAAGAGGAUAUACAGAA
Messenger RNA from Onychostoma macrolepis, 1367 nucleotides. RefSeq names its product SLX1 homolog B, structure-specific endonuclease subunit (gene slx1b). Gene Ontology annotation, cellular component: Slx1-Slx4 complex. The coding region runs from base 472 to 1260 and encodes 262 amino acids. Lineage: Eukaryota; Metazoa; Chordata; Actinopteri; Cypriniformes; Cyprinidae. The transcript has 5 exons. The record is from RefSeq and is a predicted model, not a curated record. Gene Ontology annotation, molecular function: 5'-flap endonuclease activity; crossover junction DNA endonuclease activity. Gene Ontology annotation, biological process: double-strand break repair via homologous recombination.